Messenger RNA from Mauremys reevesii (Reeves's turtle), 1371 nucleotides. RefSeq names its product PRA1 domain family member 2 (gene PRAF2). NCBI's taxonomy places the organism in Eukaryota, Metazoa, Chordata, Testudines, Geoemydidae. Gene Ontology annotation, cellular component: membrane. The record is from RefSeq and is a predicted model, not a curated record. The coding region runs from base 1 to 540 and encodes 179 amino acids. The transcript is spliced from 4 exons.
AUGGCAUGUCCGAGGUGCGGCCGCCCGCUGCGGGCGCUGGACGAUUUCCUGCUGGGCCCCGCGCGCCUGGCGGCCCCGGACCCGCGCGACCCGCAGCGCUGGAGGAACCGGGUCCUCAACAACCUGCUCUACUACCAGAGCAACUACGGGCUGGGCCUGGGGCUGGCGCUGCUGCUGGGGAGGUACUUCCGGCCCCUGCACACCCUGCUCUCCGGCUCCACCGUGACCCUCAUCUUCGUCGCCUUCGUCUGGGCGGCCGAGAACAAGGCCCCGAUUCGGCGCUUCCGGCGCAGCUACCCCGGCGCCAGCCUCCUGGCCGUGCUGGGCAGCGCCUAUGGCCUGGUGUCUCUCUUGGGGGGAUCGGAGGUCUUCCUGCUGACAGUCGCCCUGCCCAUCUCCGUGAUUCUCAUCCACGCCUCCGUUCGCCUCCGGAACCUCAAGAAUAAAAUCGAGAACAAGAUCGAGAGCAUUGGGCUGAAGAGGACGCCCAUGGGGCUACUGCUGGAGGCGAUGGGCCAGGAACAAGAAGCUGGCUCUUAAGGAGUGAGACGGACACCGCCCCCCUCCGCCGUCCUUCCCACCAGCCCCUCACCGUUGCCUCGGGCCUGCGCUUCGCUACUCUCCUACAUGCCGCCCGCACUAUCGUGAAGAUGCAGCUUCCCCCUGAGUCGAGCCAGGGCCUUGAGGUUGGACAUGGGGAGGGGGAUGAGCUACAGCUAACCUGUGGAACUACCUGCCACAUGAUUUGAUACAGAGGACCAGAUAAUUUAGCCGGGGGGGGGUGGGGAAGAUGUGGAACUACUUGCCAGAUGAUUUGACCCAGAGGUCCGGAGACUUUAGCAGGGGACAAAGGGCUAUAGUUUACAUGUGGAACUGCCAACCACAAGAUUUGACCCAGAGGCCUGGAGAGCUUAACAGGAGGAUGAGCUGUGGUUAAUCUGUGGAACUACCUGCCACAUGAUUUGGCACAGGGGAGAAUGGCCUGUGGUUAACCUGUGGCACUACCCCCACCACAUGAUUUGACCCAGGAGCCCAGUGAGGGGCUGAGAGCUGGGUAACCAUUUGCACAACCACAUGUUUUGACCCAGGGGCAUAGGGAAUUCAGCAGAGGAGAGCGGAGGGUGGUUAACCUGUGGAACUACCUGCCACAUGAUUUGACCCAGGGACCAACCCCCCUAGGUCUGUUUAUGUAGGCCCUACCUAAAUACCCUGUUUAUACGGCAACGAAAGAAACAAGGGGCUGUAACACUGGGAGCGGUGGGGCAGUGGGAAGGGGCGUGUUCAAGGGAGCACUGAGGAUUCAGUGGGAUGCUGCAUCUGGCGCUGAGUAUUUAUCCACAACUCCUCCUAUUUAUUUGAGGAGCAAACUAU